GAUAUCAGGCAAUCCAACGAGCAGGGAAAAUUCCUUCUGUCUCCUUGCUUGCCGUUGAAGUGGUUCAUCCAUCGGCUCUGUACAUUUACCUAAGAUAAGUCGAUGCGGGGAUGUACUGCACGUGACAUGCAAUGUUUGUCACUUCGACAAACAAGAACGGUUGAAACUUUCCAGGGAUUUUUAAGCCUCUUUUUCGUUCCUGAAUUUCAUGCAACCAACCGCCAACCAACCUCUCUUCGAGAUAUUUCUUCUGGAAAUAAUGCAAUGCGGAAGCACGGCACAGGUGGGAUCUGCCGGCAAAGACCUUGAACCCUGGAAGCAGCCAAAAUCCGACAAUAAGCUUCUUCUAUUGUUAUGUGUUAUUCAAACAUGCUUAUGGCAAGGGAUGGCAAAUCCUCUUGGUUCUUGUGAUACGUCACGAUAGGCUCUAGAUCUGCCAAGCGUUUAUUAUACAGUCUAUGGAUGUAUAGACGCGGCUGUUGUUGAUUCAGCUGAACCCGAUUUCAUACCCAGUGAGGCCGACCCAGGUCAUUGCGAAUCCGCGUUGAAUCUUGUCCUUUUUUAUUUGUCGAAAGUUAAUCUGAUCUGGCCCCCUAAGAACCCAUCUUCUGCGCCCUUGUUUUGCAGUCCAAGAAAAGAUCGUCCUUAUCUACGGUGCCUUGAUUUAUUCAUGGGCAUUAUUAGCCAAGCUGUAUUUAUAUGAACCCAGUUGAUGUGCUGGUCAUUGAGCAGCGGGCUGGGUUUCCAGAAAAACCCGCGCAGGCUUCUCGGCUCACCAUCAACCUGCUUUCCCUCUGAUCAAACUGCCCAAUGGAAACGGAAUGCAGUGCUACAUGCCAGCGCUUUUAAAUUCCGGGCAUUUUAAAUGAGUUUCUUCAUUUCCUUUUUCCUAGACAUGCUGCCAAACGCCCAGGCGCUAGAUUUGGAUAUGGGUGCACAUCUCACUGUUAUUUUUCGCUUGUUGUAUUGUUACCAUCCGUAUGCUGUCACACCUAUCUUCUAGAUAUCGACCAGUGCUAUAUCUUGUGUCUCGCUGUACGAUGCAUAUGGUCGCAUUAAACGCUCCUUUAACUCUUUGGGCUAUUCAACCGCUAAGGGGUUCCUUGUUUAAGCUAGACGCGGAAAGGGGUGUUCCCAGUUCUGCUACAUCAAUUCACUCUGUACACUCUCCAAGGUAAUAAUGCCCCUGUUCCUCAUUGUAUCAUUUAAAAGGGCAUGGAAGCCCUCCCCCAUCCCUACUCAAGACCGAAAGUUGCAUCAAGUUUACGGUACUUCGUUUUCUGGAGGACAUUUCUUUUAGAAUAUAUUAUCCGACCGACCAGUCUGUCGUUUCCGAAUGCGCGCCUUUCUGUUAGGCUUCAUUGGAGCCUCUACGCUGGUUUUACCCGCUCUCACUUUCCCAAAUCCUUUACCUGCUAGGUGCGAUAUAGUAGAAUGGCUUCCUUCAGUUCCUCCAGGGUGGAAGCAACAAGAAGCUCCUCCCCCAAAUACCCUUAUACAAUUUCGCCUUGCUGUUACGCAAGAAAAUGGAUGGUUGUUUGAACAAGCGGUCCUCGAUCUAUCAACACCGGGACAUCCAACCUAUGGUAAAUAUAUGAAGCGAGAUCAAGUCCAGAAGUUCCUAAAACCAUUACCGCAAGUGUCAGAAUCAAUUUUGUCAUGGUUAGAACGAGGAGGUGUUUCCAAGACGGCGAUUGCGGACCAUGGCGACUGGAUCAAUUUCAAAAUAUCAGUCGCGCAAGCAGAAAGACUACUUCAAACGAAAUUCUUCUAUUUUUCCAACCCAACUCGCGGCACUCGGGUAAUUCGAACGCUGGAAUACUGUGUUCCCCCUGAAAUUUUCCCUUAUGUCCAUAUGAUCCAGCCGACGACGAGAUUUAGUCAACUCCGACCCGACGCAACAAGCGCUAGCGCUCUUCAGCUUGUGGAACCUGAUGAGCCUUAUCCCCCAGUUAACUGCAGCCUUGCUGUUGCUCCAGCAUGCAUUCGAGAAAUGUAUAACAUGGGGAAUUUCACGGCUACCCCAGAUCCUCGCAAUAAGCUUGGAGUUUCGGGCUACCUUGAACAAUACGCAAGGUACAGCGAUUUGGAUCUCUUCUUUCAACUGUACGCCCCGGAAUUAGAAGGAUCCUGUUUUGAUGUGGUUUCCAUCAACGGCGGGUUGAACUUGCAAAAUUCGAGCCUGUCAUCAACCGAAGCUAGCCUGGACAUUCAGUAUGCGCUAGGCCUUUCCAACGCUACGACGGUAUAUUACACCACAGGGGGACGUGGCCCAAUGGUUCCUGACCUCGAUCUCCCUGAUCCAAAUGCGAACACGAAUGAGCCUUACUUAGACCAAUUGCACUAUUUACUCUCCCUUCCAGAUGAGGAAUUACCAGCCAUUCUGACGACUUCAUACGGUGAAAAUGAACGCAGCGUACCGGAGAGAUACGCAAAUUCAACUUGCAAUUUGUUCGCCCAACUAGGCGCACGCGGGGUAUCAGUCCUUUUCGCUAGUGGAGACUAUGGACCAGGAAGUGCCUGUCAAUCUAACGAUGGCAAAAACACUACACAAUUCGACCCCGUCUUUCCAGCGGCCUGCCCUUUCCUAACAUCCGUUGGUGGGACACAAGGCGCCAACCCUGAGACUGCAAUAUACUUCUCUUCGGGAGGAUUUUCUGACCGAUAUUCCCGCCCGGCAUACCAAGAUGAAGCAGUUUCAGCAUAUCUGGCCCAAUUAGGCAAUAAAUGGGAAGGACUCUAUAACCCUGCAGGUCGUGGGUUCCCAGAUGUCGCAGCGCAGUCGGCACAAUUUCACAUUAUUGAUCAUGGGAGACCCAUCUAUGCAUCAGGAACGAGUGCCUCUGCACCCGUAUUCGCAGCAGUUGUAGCCAAUCUUAACUCUAUCCGCCUAGCUCACGGGAAACCUGUGCUUGGAUUUCUCAAUCCACUCCUAUAUAGUCUCAAGGGGGUAGGUUUAAACGACAUCGUCGAGGGUUAUUCGGAAGGAUGUACCGGCAUAUCCAAGCUGUCCGGCUUGGAUGCGCCCUACAUUCCCGGAGCCGGCUGGAAUGCGACGACUGGAUGGGACCCUGUGACAGGCUUGGGUACGCCAAAUUUUGCAUUGCUCGCCGAAAUCGUGAAAGUUUUAUGAGGCCGUUUUAAGACUUUUUUUUAGCUUUUGCUUUGCCUUUUUUUUUUUUUUUUUAAAC
Messenger RNA from Blastomyces dermatitidis ER-3, 3191 nucleotides. Its product is annotated as tripeptidyl peptidase SED3. Gene Ontology annotation, biological process: proteolysis. Bases 1337 to 3133 code for a protein of 598 amino acids. The record is from RefSeq and is a predicted model, not a curated record. Gene Ontology annotation, molecular function: tripeptidyl-peptidase activity; serine-type endopeptidase activity. Lineage: Eukaryota; Fungi; Ascomycota; Eurotiomycetes; Onygenales; Ajellomycetaceae. The transcript has 2 exons.